AUAAACUCUUAAAUAUUUCACUAACUUAUGUAAAAUUUUAAUCAAAAUUUGGCUUCUUCAAACAUCUGAUUAACUUAUCGAGUCCUUAAACGUAUCGCCAAUUUGCAAAACACCAAUCGCAAGUGCUAAUGGGCGAGUUCUGCUGAUUCGUACAUCUCUAACUCAUAUGGCUUGCAUCCCUGUUGUAAACUAAACAUAAUUGUUGUUAUUAUUGCCGUUCCUCAAUUGCUGUAAAAUGGAGGAAAACGAGAGCACGUCGGAAGCCCAGAAUAACGUCGCCAACGGAGAUGAUGACGCGACAUACCAGCAUAAAUUGGAACUGCUCCAGACCGAGAUGCGCAAAAUGCAAAACGAGUUUAAUACGCAGCGUGCGAAAAUGAAGGAGCUAUAUAUGCAGAAGGAGGCCGAGCGCAACCAGCUUCAGGAAGAGUUGAAUGAGUUAAAGACUCACCUGAUGGUCGCUGAUCUAAAAUCCGAGAACGAAAUGCAGUUGAAGGAUAUAAAGGCCCAAGAGGAGAUAUCAUCGCUGCAGCAGUUGGUGCAGGACACAAUUGAGGAGUCGGCUAUAUACAAAGCCGAAUUGGAGCGCGUUAAACUAGAGCAGCUGCGCCAGCAACAGCAGCAGCUACAACAGAUGCAGCACCAAGCCACGGCAGAGCCAUCAGGCGGCUUGGCGCCACACGUCCUUAAUCAGGUAAAGAAAACACUCGGAAGUGUCCGAAAGUUGGGCAGCGAUUCCUUGAACAAUAGCUUCCAGUCGGAGAGCGCCGAUGGCAAUGCGCGCGGACCAACCAAGACACAUGUCAAGCAAUACGCAACAGAGGAUGCCGAAAUGAUGCACUCAAUAGUUGAGCAACUGCAGGAGGAAAUGAAAGCCCUAAAGGAAAAGUUACGCGAAACAGACGAGCAGUUGCAGGCAAAGAGUAGUACGUCGGAGCGCAGGGAGGAGUCUACUGAAACAAUCACAGAUGCAUCAAAUGGCUUGCACAAGUCCACAUCAACAGAUUUGGUGUCCGCACAUGCAGCUUGUAUGGACUGCAACUCGGCGAAACAGCUUACGGAUGAGCUGAGUGCGCAGGUGAAACAGCAGCAAAAGCAGCUCGAUGUCACACAGAAGCAACUUGUUGAGUCGCGGGAACAGUUGAGCAAAGAGGCGGCGCUGCGCAACGACUUGGAGAGUCAGUGGCAAGCAAAGCGUGAAGCACAUAAAAGCGAAGUACAAAACCUACGCGAGCAAGUUAAAAAUAACGAGCAACAGCUUUUAGAUAUGCAACAGAAAUUCCUAGAGACCAAGGAUGAGGUCAUGCGACAGUUGCAGCGCGUCACAGACGAGCGGGAGCGGGUUAAUCAGCAGUUAGAAACGCUGCAGGCUGACAACGAUUUUCUUUCCGGUCGCUUCCUGGCAACAUCCGAAGAAAUUGAAAACCAAUAUAUAAAUCUCCCAAAUACCGUGGUCGAGCUACAGGAGCUUAUGCUACGGCAGCAGAGCGAGCUGAUACAGGCGCGCGUUAGCAGCGAAUACGAAAAACAGAAGUGCGUUAGCUCGCUGGAUGAGAUUCAAAUAUUGCGUGCUCAACUCGAGGAGAGCAACAAUGAGCGUCGUGCUUACAAACGCAAAGUUCAAUUAGAUAUUAAGUCGCUGCAAGAUCGUGUUACGGAACACCUGGUGGCGGUCCAGUCGCAUGAGUCAUCAAAAACUCUUUUGGAGCGCAAAGAAGCUGAGCUAAACAAACAGCUAUCCGAGUGCCGAGUUGAGAUUAUCGAGCUUCAGGACGCCAACGAAAAACUAACAAAAACUAAUUCAGACUUUAAGUCUAAGAUAAAAACGCUUCAGGAGGAGUUGUCCACAAUGGAAACGGUACAAAAGGACUUUGUCAAGUUAUCACAAAAACUGCAGAUGACCUUGGAGGAGCUGCGACAUGCUGACACCGAGGUGCGCUGGCAGGAUGACGAUGACGUCAACAAUUGUCCCACGUGCAACGCCGGCUUCACGGUAAUGGUGCGCAAAAUACACUGCCGCCAUUGCGGACACAUCUACUGCGAUAAAUGUCUAACAAAAACGGUGCCAUCGGGCCCACGGAAACGUGUCGCCCGUGUCUGUGAUAUCUGUCACACGUUGCUCACGCCACACACCGCUCCCUACUUUAGUCAUGAGCCGCAGCAGUCAAACUAGUCGGCUCUCAGCCCUGACGGUGCGUCACUAUUAUUACGUCGGCAAAUAUUUAUUGUUUUUUGUAUGUAUGUUUAUGUACUGUGUACUGCAAUUCCUCCUUUUGUUUAUUUGUUUUUGGGGAGUUUGUGUUUCAAUUGUAGUGUCCUUGUCGAAUUAAACCGAGUCAUAUCCAUUCACAAAAGAAAGUCAAGAUUUAUUUUCAGACUAUUUAACUAAUCUAACUCCCUAAUGUGUUAGCUACUUUGUAGAUAAGCUUCCGAAUAUUGAAUUUAGAACGCAAGCUAAGCAAAAAUAUAAAAAUAAAAAACUAUGUACACUUGACGUUCGUGCUACUCAUUACUGUGAGUUACUUGAACCAAGUCCGCCUGCAAAUUGAAAAAUUAUAAUCAUAUUUGUUUUCAGUAUUCCGUAAGGCAGGGUUUCAUGCAACAAGUAUGUCUUUUAUUUAAUAAUCAAAGCAGACAAUUUGGCAAUUUUUGUUAACAAGUAACAACAUCAAAAAUAUAUCAAAUUGUGAUUUCAUAACACUUGUGUAUUCAUGGGGUGGCGAGGAUAUUCUAAUUGUAUGCAUGCACUCACAUAAAUUCGUGUACAUGUUUACUUCAUAUAUUUUAAUAAUAACAAUAUGGGCAUGCCCGUUAAACUCUGUAUGUAUAACUCAGUUAUCUAACAAUAAGUCAACUGUAAAUUGUUAAUAACUAAUACUGCAAUCUCCGCAUUCAACAAAGCAAUAAUUGAAAAGGCUUUUUAUGUAACUAGGAGGAAAAACAAAAAAAAAAAA
Drosophila novamexicana is the source of this 2954-nucleotide messenger RNA. RefSeq names its product rab GTPase-binding effector protein 1 (gene Rbpn-5). NCBI's taxonomy places the organism in Eukaryota, Metazoa, Arthropoda, Insecta, Diptera, Drosophilidae. The record is from RefSeq and is a predicted model, not a curated record. The transcript has 6 exons. Gene Ontology annotation, molecular function: GTPase activator activity; metal ion binding. Bases 236 to 2173 code for a protein of 645 amino acids. Gene Ontology annotation, biological process: endocytosis. Gene Ontology annotation, cellular component: intracellular membrane-bounded organelle.